Panicum virgatum (switchgrass) is the source of this 1629-nucleotide messenger RNA. RefSeq names its product metal transporter NRAT1-like. The coding region runs from base 1 to 1629 and encodes 542 amino acids. Gene Ontology annotation, molecular function: manganese ion transmembrane transporter activity; cadmium ion transmembrane transporter activity. The record is from RefSeq and is a predicted model, not a curated record. Gene Ontology annotation, cellular component: membrane. NCBI's taxonomy places the organism in Eukaryota, Viridiplantae, Streptophyta, Magnoliopsida, Poales, Poaceae. The transcript is spliced from 13 exons. Gene Ontology annotation, biological process: metal ion transport.
AUGGAGCUCAGUGCAGAUGUUAGAGAGAUUGGAUUAGAAGCACGCCAAGUUUGUGUCCUUCGUAGUGGUAGUGACACUAAUGACCACAAAGACAAGGACGCUGAGAGCGCUGUGGAUGAGCAAGUUCCGGUGGAGCCAAAAUGGAGAAAAUUCUUGGCCCAUGUUGGUCCUGGAGCUCUUGUGGCCAUUGGCUUCCUGGAUCCUAGCAACAUUGAAACUGAUAUGCAAGCUGGGGCCGAGUUCAAGUAUGAGCUCCUCUGGGUGGUCUUAGUUGGUCUAGUCUUCGCGCUUUUGAUUCAAACACUUGCUGCAAAUCUUGGAGUGAAGACAGGGAAGCAUCUGGCUGAACUUUGCAGGGAAGAGUACCCACGUUAUGUUACCAUUUGCCUAUGGAUCACCGCGGAGCUGGCGGUGAUAUGUGACGAUAUCCCUCAAGUGUUAGGCACAGCCUUUGCUUUCAAUAUACUGCUCAAGAUUCCAGUGUGGGCCGGAGUUAUCCUCACAGUGUUCAGCACCCUCGUGUUUCUUGGGGUGCAAAGAUUUGGGGCCCGCAAACUGGAGUUCAUUAUCGCUGCCUUCAUGUUCACCAUGGCGGGCUGCUUCUUCGGAGAGUUAACCUACCUGAGACCAUCAGCGAGAGAGGUGGUGAAGGGAAUGUUUGUCCCAUCGCUCUCAGGGAAAGCUGCUGCCACAAAUGCAAUUGCGCUCUUUGGCUCUAUCAUCACACCGUACAACCUGUUCUUGCAUUCUGCCCUUGUCCUCUCGAGAAAGACGACACCAAGAUCAGUUAAAAACAUCAAUGCUGCCUGCAGAUACUUCCUUAUCGAGUGCAGCCUUGCAUUUGCUGUGGCGUUUCUCAUCAACGUUGCGUUGGUCAUCGUCGCAGGAACUGUUUGCAGUUCCAACAAUCUUUCUCCAGCAGAUGCAAACACGUGCAGUGAUCUUACUCUGCAAUCCACCCCUCUGUUGCUCAGGAAUGUUCUUGGGAGGUCAAGCUCCGUUGUAUAUGCUGUUGCACUGCUAGCUUCAGGGCAAAGCACCACAAUUAGUUGCACAUUCUCAGGGCAGGUCAUCAUGCAGGGUUUUCUUGACGCGAAGAUGAAAAGCUGGGCACGGAACAUCAUCACUCGAGUCAUUGCAAUUGCUCCAAGCCUUAUUGCCUCUGUUGCUAGUGGUCCAACAGGUGCGGCAAAGCUCAUCAUCUUGUCAUCGAUGUUGCUGUCUUUUGAGCUGCCAUUUACUAUUAUCCCUCUCCUCAAGUUCUGCAACAGCAGCAAGAAAGUAGGACACCUCAAGGAAUCCAUCUAUACGGUAGUCCUUGCCUGGACAAUCAGCUUGGCCAUCAUCAUCAUCAAUGCCUAUUUCAUAGUGUGGGUCUAUGUGGACUGGCUCAUCCAUAAUCACCUCCCGAAAUACGCCAAUGCUCUGGUGUCCAUCAUCUUCUUCGUGCUCAUGGCUGCCUACAUCAUCGCCAUUGUCUACCUGAUGUUCAGGAAGGACACGAUGGUGACAUACAUUCCAGCAACAGAAAGGCUGGAAACUGGAAGCGGUGGUCCACUGGUGUCUCUUGCCGAUGGAGAAAAGCCACCUCCGUUUAGAGAAGACCUGGCUAAUAAUGCCUCCAUGUAG